Molecule: messenger RNA, 1404 nt
Organism: Paramuricea clavata
Lineage: Eukaryota; Metazoa; Cnidaria; Anthozoa; Malacalcyonacea; Plexauridae
Source: the annotation of a GenBank genome assembly
AUGGGCAGCUCGUACUCGAGAGUGAAACGAAUUCACGACCGAAGCAGAAGUACUGGCGACAUAGCGAAUCAACAAAGGUAUGUGGGAAGGCAAGGGUCGAACGAUUCCUCCCAGACCGAUGGAAAUUCGUUUAAUAAUCACAGCAAGCAUUUAUCGGUUGAACGACUAGAUGCUAAGACAAUUUCUUGUACAUUGAGGCGAAAUAGCAAACACUCGCAACCGAGUGGCGAAAUAUUACAAGACACGACCGUGCAUAAUAAAAAUGACUCAACUUCUGGGGGAAAUGCUGUAGUGGGGGACAAGCUGUGUCACUAUACAAGAGAUUCCACAAUUCCAGCGUAUUUUGAGAAGCAGUUUGGUACUCAUUCCUCCGACAAAAAUCAAGAAGUUUAUAUAGAAAAUAUUGAGGAUAAUAAUCAGAAUUUGGGGGAUGCUGUUUCGGUGUCCACACACAGACGAGAGCACCUGAGCACGUCUGAAGUGAUUUCUUUACGAACUGGCGAAGAAUUAGACCUAAUGACGGUCCACGAGUUGUACAAUUGCCUUAACGAUGGUACGGUAAAUGCUUAUAUAAUGGAUCCUUUCUAUAUCCUAAUCUUGGACAUCCGAAGUCGUGCCGAAUAUGACAUGUCGCAUAUUGUCACCGCCCAACCCUCCGAUGUCAUUUAUACGGAGCUGGUGUUGCUCUUCAACUAUGGCUACAUUGGUGGACGGACGAGUUUACGAGACUUCACGAUGGUCGUCAUCUAUGGCGAAGGCUCGUGCAAUAUGGACGACUCGUCAUGCCGAGAGCUCAAGCUCUAUCACGAACUACUAGAAUUCGGGAUCCAGCCUAGCAUACUGAAAGGUGGCUUCGAAGCAUUCAACAAACAGUAUCCAUUUCUAUGCUCGAGUAUUCACAUUACAAAUGAGCAAGAACGCAAGAAAUAUCUGCAGGCCUACCCAUCCGAAAUCGUCGAGGGCAAGCUCUACCAAGGCCGUGGGGACCAGGCAACAAACAAGACGGUUGUUAAGAAUUUAAAAGUUACCCACAUUGUUAAUGUUUGCACCGAGCAUCGGAAUGCAUUUCCAGAGGAGAUUACUUACCUCAGCAUUGAUGUCGAAGACCUGAAUUCGUCUUGCUUGAAGCUGUACUUUCGAAGGUGUUGUGACUUUAUUAGGAACGCUUUCGACGAGGAUGGCUGUGUCUUGGUUCAUUGUAACCUGGGCAUGAGUCGUAGUUCGACAAUGUCCCUGUGUUAUCUAAUGGAGUCUCGACAUUGGAGCUUGAAAGAAGCGUACGAUUUCAUGAAGUCCAAACGACAGGCAGUGAAGCCCAAUCGAUCGUUUCUUCGACAGCUUUGCCAGUUUGAGGAAGAGCUCUUGGGGAAGAAAGUCACAGAUGCUGACGACAUAUGGUUCUAG